UUGAGAACGAUUUCCAUUUACAUUUACUCAUUACUAGUAUUGAACCAGCAGAUUGAUGGUACUGGUGGAAGAGGAAGGGUUAAUUAUCCAGGAACCCGAACACCUGAUCAUGGAGAACCCCGAACUUGAACCACUGCCGCUGCCGGAAAUUAUAUAAAAUGAUCGUCGACAUCAUCACUAUCCCCGGAGAUCCUAGCGCGAUGUGCAUUGGCUCGGGCGCGUUAGAGUAUCGUGCCUGCAGUCCUGCUAUAACUUAUGAUCUGUAUGUAGUACUUAAGGGACAAUUAUCAGUGAACCUAACCUCGUUGCUUCGUUGAACGUGCAUGUCUACCAUGUCAUGACAAAACCACAUGUUUUUGGACACUGUUCAAUGCGCAUUGAUCAGGGCGGGGCAGGCCUGCUCGACAGAACGACGAGAAUAACGAUGUGAUACAGGAAAACACGGGCUUAACGAUCAAGAACACCGGUCCAAAUUAUCAGGAGCAAGCAUAAUGGCCUGGACUCUAGUGACACCGUCUUCCAGAGGUAUCGGUUUCGCGCUGACUCGUCAGCUCCUCAAGACUCUGCCACCCAGCAUUCCCAUUGUUGCAACCACGCGAUCCGACGUGGGCGGUACUAAAGAGAGACUUGUCUCGGGACUGCAGCUGAGCGAAGGGCAAGCAUCUCGGCUUGAUGUGCAAGAAUGUGAUGUCCUGUCGGAAAAUUCCAUAUCCACAUUGGCCAGAUACUGCAAAGGACGAUAUAACGACAAGCAGAAGGACAAGGAUGCCCAUCUACGACUGGGCCUCGUCAUCCCGGGGAUGCUUGUCCCGGAGAAGGCACCAGACAAGAUCGAGUAUGACACGGCUCUGCAGACCCUGACGCUGAAUUUAUUGGCGCCCAUGAUGCUGGUGAAACAUCUCUGUCAAUUUCUGCCGCCAAAGUCGAGCACGUUGAAGCAUCACCGUCACCUGCCGGAUCCGGCCGUCCUGGCUCUGAUGAGCGCCAGAGUGGGAUCAAUAAGCGACAAUCGCCUCGGUGGAUGGUACAGUUACCGGUCUUCCAAGGCUGGCCUCAACCAGUUCGUCAAGUCCACCGAUAUCUACCUGCAAAUGAAGUGCGCGGCAAAUGCCAUGUGCAUCGGCCUACAUCCUGGCACCGUCAGGACGGGGCUGAGCGAGCAGUUCUGGAGCAGCACGCCCAAAGAAAAGCUGUUCACUCCAGAGUUCAGCGCAGAGAGACUGCUCGACGUUGUCUUGAACUUGCAAGAGAGCGGCCGUGGCAAGUGCUGGGAUUGGGCAGGCAAAGAAAUUCCCCCCUAGUCCAUGUGGAAGCUCUCAUGCCUCACAGCACCAGGCAGCUUCAAAUCAUGACCUACCUACAGUAUUACGGAGGAGGUUUUGCGGGGUGAGGGUCACAUUCUUCCCAGCCGGAUGGACUUUUUCGCGUAAGACUAUCCCAUCUGAUCCCAGCUGGCCUCCCAGAUGGGAUGUGUCCUUUCCCCAGUCUCCGUCUGUUACGGUUAUCUAAGGAUGGAGAGACGUGGAGCGUCGUGGAGACGUGUGCAACAUUGCUUGUCCAUGGUUGGCAGUGUUGAUGAACUCUGGCCGGAAGGCUUAGGGCCCGUUGCUAAGCCGCAACUAGCAACCAUGGGUCUGCACUAAGAAACAGGGUCUUUUUUUGCCUAGGACCUCGCAGCAUCAUUAUCGAACGGCUUGCGAGGGAGGACGAGCAUGUCUCGUCGACAGGGGGCAGAACCAGUGUUAGGGACAAACAAGACCAGAGUAGCUCUACAACGUACAUAGUAAAACCACGCUGGCCCGCGGAUCAUCUUCGGAAGAGUCAAAGAAAGGUUCAAGUUCCUGGUCAUCUUGCAGCGCUGGUCCUGUAAUUCUCCGAUAAGCAGAGUUGAAGCCAUGUGUAGGUAUUUUUGUG
This is a messenger RNA of Exophiala dermatitidis NIH/UT8656, 1914 nucleotides long. Its product is annotated as 2,3-dihydro-2,3-dihydroxybenzoate dehydrogenase. Lineage: Eukaryota; Fungi; Ascomycota; Eurotiomycetes; Chaetothyriales; Herpotrichiellaceae. The transcript has 2 exons. The coding region runs from base 492 to 1301 and encodes 269 amino acids. The record is from RefSeq and is a predicted model, not a curated record.